CAUCUUGUUGUUGUGUCCGCUGAGCGUUCAAGGGAGUUGUAGAGGUGUGAGGUGUAGGAGGGUGGGAACUGGGAGCCGAAAAAAGGAUAUUCUCCUUUUCUUUGUCAUUUGCAACUGGAACAGCACCCGGCACUGGGGCGUUCCAUUGAGGAAAGCAGAAGCUAAAUGAGAGCCGCUGGGCAUAAUGUCAGGUGUGUCAGUGAACCAAGGCAAGGGGGACAAGAACUCCAAGUCAAAAUACUCGGCGUUUAAAAUCAACGAUCUUUUUAAGGGCAAGACGGAGAUCCAGCAGCGGAACCCUAUCACCAAGCAUGGCUACCAGAGUUUGGGUAAAGUUGUGUCGACGCGCCGGAUCCCGCCUCCUCCUAACCUGCCUAGCCUGAAAUCGGAGAACUGCGGAAACGACCCGAAUAUCAACCUCGUACCAGCUGGAGGUCAAGGAUGGGGCUCUUCGAAGGAUCAGCCCGGUUCGGGCUCGGAGCCGCCAGCCAAGCCGAGCGCACCGAGCGCCUCGGCGGCGACGCCGGCGCCAGCUGCAGCUGUGCCGCCGCCGACGGUUGUGGCGGCGGCGGGCGCGCCGCCCGCUGUGCCGCCACAGCCGCCCGCCGCGGCCGCCGUCGCGGCGGCUCGUGUCGUCGCACCGCCCUCCUCCGAAAAGUCCUGGAGCAGCGUGACCUCCGGGCCGCCAGACGCCGGGCCCGCGCCCUCCUACUUGGCGCACCAGUCGCCGUACUUCCAGCAGGAGUUUCCGUCGCUGGCGGCGGGCGACGCCGGCGGCGAUGGGGCUGCGCAGAAGAAGCCGAGCUCGGGCCCGACGGUGGCGGCGGCGGCGGCCGACGGGCCGUUCGGGCCCGGCCCCAGCCUGCGGCCCACCACCGAGGGCAGCUGGACGCAGGGCGGCGGCCGGCGGCCGGAGUCGGCCGGCGCCAGUGUCGCGUCUGGCCGGGUGGAGGCCGGCUCGGCCAGCUCGGCCGGCCCGCUACACCCACCUGCGCAGCUGGGCCCGGCCGGCCCGCCCAUGCGACCCAUGGGCCCGCCCAUGAUGGGUCCCGGCGGGCCCAUGCCGCCACCCUACCGCGGCGUGAUGCCGCCGUACAUGAUGCCGCCGCGACCCGGCUUCCCCGGACCGGGCGGCUACCCUCCCAACUACCCAGGCCCGAUGGGGCCGCGCGCGCCCAUGUACCGCGAGCCGCGCGACCGCCCGCCGGCUGACCAUCGGCCCAUCAUCAAGGCCGAGGACCUGAAGAGUUUCGACGAGAUCGCCAACAAGCGCGACGACGGCUGGGCCGGCACCACGGCCGAGGUCGACUACAAUAAGAAGCUGACCUUCUCGGAUGACGAGAGCGAGCCGGAUGACGAGCGUCGCGGCCGGGGUGGUGGCGGCGCGUCACGCGGCCGGGACCGGCUGCCGUCUGACGAGUUGCGCGCCGAGCCGGGCCGGGGCGGUCCGCCGCCGCGCGGGCCCGCCCCGCCGCACUGGGCUGGCCGCGGUCCUGGCGGUCCGCUGCCGUUCGACUACCGACCGCCGCCGCAUCCAGGCUUCAUGCCGCCACACAUGCGCAUGCGCGGCGGAAUGCCGGGCUACAUGCCGGGCAUGCGUCCGCCGGGCCGUGGCGAGGACGAGGAGACAUGGAAGCGGCGCCAGUCGGAGGAGGUGACCGUGGCAGUGGAGCGUGCCCGCCAGCGCCGCCAGCAGGAGGAGGCGCGCUACGAGCGGAGUCAGCUGGUGCGAUCGGGCAGCCGCGACGAGGCGCCGCCGCCGGCCGACGAGGAGCGCGCCGGCCGCGUCGGCGGUGACGGCGAGCGGCGCCCGCCGGCCGCUAAGGAGGACGUGCCGCCGCAGUUCUCGCGCCAGUUCCAGUCUUGUCUGCCGCCGCGCUUCAAGCGCCAGCAGUCGGGCGGCGCCCCGCCAGCCGCAGGCGGCUACCGCGGCGGCGGCGGCGGCGGCGGCGGAUACGGAGCCGACGGCCGUUGGGCCGGCUACGAGGAGCGGCCGCCGAGCCGCGACGCCGAGCGUCGGCCGCCGCGGCCGCCGGCCGACUACUACGAGUCGCGGGAUGACGGGCCGCACGAGCCGCGCCACCGGGACGGCGAGCACGGCCGCCGCGGCCGCCACGACGACUACCGCGGCCGGCGCAGCAACAGCUCGACAGAGGCCGACAGGCAGGGGCCGAACACGGCUGUCCAGAGGGACCCCUUUGAGGAGCGCGCGGAGCGCGGCAAGGCCGAAGAGCCGAAGAAGACCGAUUCUUUCGACUAUGCGGCCGAGGAGUACGACUACGGCGCUUCUUGGGCCGACCAGCUGGAGAGCGAGGUGCAGUCGCAGCAAAAGGAGCCCGCUGCGAAGCCGGCCGAAAAGACGGAGCCGGUGGCCGAGGCAACGGCCAGCGACUGGCGCUGGGAGCGGUCCGAGCGGCGCGGCGGCGACGCCGAGAAGAGCUGGCGCCACGGCAAGCAGCGCGACCAGGACGGCGAGCGGACCGACGCUCACGGUGACAGGCGCGACGCGCACGAGAAACGCGUCCCACACGAGAAACGAGACGUCUAUGAGAAACUCGACUCACACGGGGACAGACGUAACAGCACGGAUAGACGUGACACCCACGGAGAUAGACGGGAUGCCCAUGGGGAUCGACGAGAUACCCAUGGGGAUCGACGCGAUGCCCAUGGGGAUCGACGAGAUACCCAUGGAGAUCGACGGGAUACCCAUGGAGAUCGACGGGAUACCCAUGGGGAUCGACGCAGCAGUCACGAGCGGCGCGACAACCACGAGCGGCGGGAGCAUCGCCAUCACGGGCCGACGCCACUCACCCGGGAGAAGCUGGAGGCAGCAGAGCGCGAACGGAACCCGAGCGCCGGCAUGACGGCGCUCAAACAGGCGCCCGUCAAGCUGCCGCUGACGCUGGCCGUCAAGGCGCCUGAGGAGGGUGCCGACUGCGACGACCGGCCAGCUGUGCCCGUCAAGAACGCCUGGGCGGCGCGGGAGGAGUCUCGCCUGUCUCCGCCUAGUGCGGGCGCCGAGUCUGCCGCGCCGAGUGUCCCGACUCAGGCCCCGUCUGCGGCGGCGGCGGCGGCGACCGCAGCCGCGAAUGCGACUGCGACCGCGAUCACGACCACGAUCACGAUCGCGCCAGCCGGCGACGCUGUCAAGGAGGGCUCGCCGGUUCCCAGGGCGCCCACUCCGGCGUCAAUGCCAAGCCAGGAUUCAACUCCAACCCCGGCGGCUCCAGCUGCAACCACCGCCACCACCGUUCCCGCCCCUGAGCCAACGGCUUCGGCUCUGGCUCCGGCUCCAGCUCCAGCUGCGGCUCCUCCUGUGGCGGCGGCGGCGGCGGCAGAGGGUAGCGCCCCGGAACGGCCUGCCGAGCGACGUGAGCGCGGUGCCGGCCGCGGCGCGCGCCACGAAGGCGGCGGCGAGGGCCGUGCGCCACGCCACGAAGGCGGCGGCGAGGGCCGUGGCCCGCGCCACGAAGGCGGCGGCGAGGGCCGCGGCCCGCGCCAUGAAGGCGGCGGCGAGGGCGGCCGGCGUGGCCUGGCCGUGUACAGGGACCGCGGCCGCGGCGGCCGCUACACCGGCAGGGGCGGCCGCGGAGGGGGUCGCGGUGCCUGGGAAGGUGACCGGUACGCCGGCCAGUCCCAGACCGGCUACGAGUAUGAGAAGAAGGAGAGGAGACAAAGACGUGAUGACCGGAACAGCGAGAAGACGGAGCGCUACGACAAAUAUGAGCGCUACGAGCGGCGCGACCGGCCCGACCGUCGUCAGGAGCGCGCCGAUAAGGAGGGCCGGCCCCGCCGCCAGGACGGUGGCGAGCCGGGCAAGGGCCGCGACCAGAAGGCGACGCGUGACGGUGAGCGGCGCGGGCCGCGUGGUGAGCCCGCUCGCGACGGCGGCGAGGCUGCUAAGAGCGCGUCUGCGCCCGCGACGUCGGCGACGGCCACGGCUGACACUAAGAGACCAACGGACGAGGCCAAGCCCGAAAACGACGACGCCGCUGCCACCAAACCGGAGAAGGACGAGGCCAGUGCGGCGGAGGAGCCACGGAGGCCUCCGGCCGGGGAGAACGGCAUGGCUGACCGGGAGAGGGUGGCGACGGCCGAGGAGGCGGCACCGCCUGCGCCCGCCACCAGCCGGGACAAGCGGCCGCCGCGGGAUGAGACGGAGGAGCGCGCGCCGGCCGGCCGCGGUGGGUAUGUGCCGCGCGGCGAGCCGUCCCGCCGUGGCCGCGGAGGCUAUGAAGGCGGUCGCGGUGGUUACGAGGGUGGCCGGUACCGAGAGGGCGGCCGUGGCCGGCGCGAGUACCGCUCGCAGCGCACGUACCCGCCCGCUGACGAGCAGAACGGCGACGGCAAGGCGGUCAAGUGGUCCAACCGCUACGACCAAGUGCCCCCGCGGUUCCAGCGGCAUCGCGACGAGCAGGAGGGCGGAGCGGGCCGCGGCCGCGGCGCCUACCGUGGCCGUGGUGCGCGCGGCGGCGGCGGACGCGUGGGCGGCGCUGCACCGUCCGCAGCUUCCAACGAGCAGUCUGUGGCCGAGCCAGGCGCCGGCCGGCCGACUUAUGCCAAACAGACCUCGGAGCAGACGAACGAGGACGGUGAGUGGGAGACCGCUUCAGAGAGUAGCAACCCGGACGGCCGACGCGCCAGCCGCACCGCCACUAACAAGGAGAACCGUGGCGGCGGUGGCGGCGGCGGCGGCCGCAAGACCUUCUCCGGGCAGCGGCCGGCCGAACAGCAGCGGCGGGAGCGGCGCGGCGGCGGGGAGACGGGCCGCCGCGGCGGCUCGAGCGCCCCGCUGGCCGCCGGCGACAAGCCGGGCAAGGUGGCCGACGUCGCCGGAACGACAGUGGGACGCGUGGACGAGAUUAAGCUGAGCGAUGUGGCCGGGGCGCAGCAAGCACUGAGCGACGUGUCCAGCAAGAAGGCGACAGGGGCCGAGAAGGCCACAGAGAAGAACAAGAACGGCUUCGAGAACUACGAUCUGAACUCGGGCAGUGUGGUGAUCGUGGACGACCACCCUGAGGUUUCUGAGGACCAGUUCCAGGAGGCGGAGGGCUUCCAGGAAGUGCUCAGCAAAAAGACGGCCAAGGAGCGGCAGAAGGCCCUUCUGGAAGAGCAACUUAAGGCGCAGAAACGCGAAGAGCGUGCGGCGCGGCGUGCUGCAGAGCGAGAGGUGGGAGUAGCGCGCGGCAAGCAGUAUGAACGCUCCCGACAGAGCAAGCUGCCGCCGCGCCUGGCCAAGCAGCGCGAGAAUAGCCGGCUGCAGAAGCAGUCGGCCGAGCCGCUGCCAGCUGCCACCAGCCUGGUUAACGCGCUACCCGAGGCUGACGCCGACUCGUCGGUCGGCCUAUUCGGCAUCAAGGGGUCGAUCCCGGCGCCGGUGCCGGCCGUCAACGCCUGGGACAAGCCGAUCACGGCGACGCUGCGCGGCGGCCCGGGCUCGGCCCACCUCAGCAGUGUGGACCCGGCCGCGCCCAGCCAACUGUUCGACGCUGGCGACGUGUCGGCCGUGGCGGGCUUCGCUUCCGACCGCAAGUCCGGCCUCGACGCCGCCAGCUUCGACGGUGCCAGCGUGCCGACCAAGACAAUGAUCUUCGAGAACACUAACUUCAAGAACAGUGGUAGCGCGCCCAAGCUGGCUGCCACGCACCGCGCUGACGCCGGCAAGCAAAUGGAGGCGGAGAAGCGCUCCAAGCCUGGCCCCAUCGAGCUGCCGCUCAUGUUCAAGAACGAUGACACGCGCGAGAUGAAGCUGGAGUUCACCUUUGAUUCAGACUUACCACUGCUGGCCGAGAAGGCGAUGGUGACGCAGCCGGCGUCGCACGCCGCCGCCGCCAUGUCGCCCGGCACGGCUGACCUCAACAUGAAAAUAGCCUCGGUGAAGAAGGUGUGGGACACGCCGGCCGUGCCGGUGCUGGCCGACCACCACGCCGAGGACCUGGUGAGCAGUGGCGGCGGCGGUGGCGGCGCUGCCGCCGCCGUCGCCGCCAGCGCUGGCGCUGACCCUACCGCCGACAAGGAGGCGCCGGCCGUGGCCGACUGGUCUGACAAGCCGGGCGCCUCGCUGGCCUUCCCGUCGGGCGCGGCCAAGGCGGCUCCCGCCGACGUUUCCGCCGCGUCGACGAACGUGUGCAAGGUGAAGCCGCAGCAGCUGCACAGUGCGGCAUCGGUGUUCUCGCCGGCGCCGCGGCUGCCCGCCGGCGGCGUGUUCCAGCCGGCGGCGCCGCUGGGCGGCAUCUCGGCCAUCCCGUCGCCUCCGGCCGGUGUGCUGUUCGGCUCGAGCCAGCCGCUGCAGUCGCAGACGCCCGGCCUGUACCAGCCUUUCCAGCUGGAGACGGCGGCCCCGCUGAUGGGCCAGCGCCAGCCGUCGCAGUAUUCGCAGUUCGCGUAUGGCGUGGGCAACAACUCGUACAGCCAGCAGUCGCUGCUGAUGCAGACGCCGCCUCCUAACCACGGGCCGACGGCUGACCUGCUGUCGCAGUACCGGCUGCCGCAGACCAAUCCUUACGGCCAGACGGCUCACCACUCGGCCGGCCAGAACCCGCUGCUUAUCAGCAGCUCGACCUCGCUGAUGUCGGCCGGCGUCAAGCCGUCGGGCUCGCCGCAGCAGGCGCCGUCGGCCGCGCCUGGCCAGGCCAAGCCCAGCGCGCCCUACCACCAGCAGUCGCUGCAGUUUGUCCAGUAUGACCCGACGCUGCUGAGCCAGGGCCUGAGUCCACACAUGCUGGGCUCGCAGCUGCUGCCCCGCCAGCAGCCGGUCACGCCCACCAGCAGCUUCUACAGCGGCACGCAGACCUCGGCCUACUUCCAGGGCACUGGCUCCGUGCAGCAGCCGGCCGGCCAGGUGCAGUCGUUCGGCCUGCAGGGCGGCUUCAACAGCCUCGGCCAGUCGACACAGAACAUGAGCCUGGGCAUGCAGCAGCUGCGCGCCGCGGCUGGUCUGCAAAACACUGCCUGGAAGACGGAGAACGUCCGCAACCUGAUGACAAGUGGACUGAACAGCUCGCUGAUGGCUGGCUCGCGCGCGCAGGGCCCCGGUCUGCACCCGCUGUCGCCGAAGCCGGCCGGUCCACCGGGCGCUGUGGUUCAGUAUCCGCCGCCGCCGGCGGCUGCCACGGCGGCCGCCGCUGCCCUGGCCGUCCGCUCCCAGAUGAUGUCGCAGUUCCGCGGCGUAGGUGGCGCGCCCGGCGGCCCUACCGUCGCCGGCAUGCCGGCCGCGCCGCGCUACCAAAACCCCAUCCAGCGGCCGUCGGCCGGCCCGCCCGGCGGCGGUGGCGGCGGCGGUGGCAGCAGUAGCAGCAGCAGCGGAGGAGGGGGCGGCGGCGGUGGCAGCAAGUCGCCACGCCAUGGCGCCGGGUCGCAGCGUCCCAACCCGAGCUCGGCUGAGCAGGCCAAGCUGCGAGAGGCGGCCCUGCAGUCGGCGCAGAGCUUCUUCCGCGGCGAGAACUCCGCCAGUCAGCAAGCGAGAUCGAACGUGUUCAGUGCACCGGACACGACACAUACUGAAGCGCGAUCCAAUGCAUUUGGGACAGACUCUUCUAAUACUGACGUCGGCAAGCCGCUGGAGACGUUGGGCGACACUGCGGCGGAGGCGGCCGCCGCACCUGAUCCGCCAGCCCCGACUCCGGUGAGCCGGCCGGCGGCGGCGUCCCCUGUCGUCAGCCAGGAGUCGGGCGCCGGCGAGCCCCUCCUCAGCAUGUGA
Messenger RNA from Pollicipes pollicipes, 7699 nucleotides. RefSeq names its product protein PRRC2A. The record is from RefSeq and is a predicted model, not a curated record. The transcript is spliced from 14 exons. The coding region runs from base 185 to 7699 and encodes 2504 amino acids. NCBI's taxonomy places the organism in Eukaryota, Metazoa, Arthropoda, Thecostraca, Pollicipedomorpha, Pollicipedidae. Gene Ontology annotation, biological process: cell differentiation.